Rubroshorea leprosula is the source of this 1370-nucleotide messenger RNA. NCBI's taxonomy places the organism in Eukaryota, Viridiplantae, Streptophyta, Magnoliopsida, Malvales, Dipterocarpaceae. The record is from the annotation of a GenBank genome assembly.
UUUCCUACCUUCAACCUUUUUUAACAAGAUUAUGCAUGCAAUAGUCAUUCAAGAUUCAUAGUUUCAACUAUGUACUAUCCACCUGACACCAUGUUUUUGAGCUAAAACUUUUCCGUAACUGAUAUAUCUUGCAAGGGUAUGUGUCAUAAACUUGGAGGAUCUUUCUAAACAUAUUAGAGAAGUUCUGAAGUUUGUAAAGAUGGAGCACCUGGAAGGAGCAUGUAAGAUGGACUGGUAAGCUACUACGCAGUUUUGUAACUAGCCUUCCAUUGUUAUCAUAUUUCUUAUUUUAAAUGAAUUUCAGCAACAAUAUUUUGUAACUAGCUUUCCUUACCUGAAUCCCUAUCUGUCGCUUUUCAAUUGUGAAUUCUCACUGAAGUAUGUGCUUCUGUGAAUGAUCAAUCUCCACCUCCAGGGGGCAAACCAGAUUUGAUGACCGCAACAAAGAUGGUCCUCCAUGACCGGCUAAGAAGUAGACGGCCCUUCCUUGUUCCUCCCUCAUCAACCUGAGGAUGGCUUGUCAGAAUCACCUACUGUUCAUGGGAUAGAUUAAGAGACAGUAGCUAAUAAUAGUCAGGCAUAUUUACAGCACUUUAAGCCAUAACAAUCACAAAUGUAAUCUCAUCCCAGCAGCAAAGAAGUUCAAAUCUCUUCUUCAGUGAGAAAGAACUACAGAGUCAAAAUGAUGAGAGCCAUUGAACUUCCUAAUGAUGAUGAGAUUGGAGAUCAAGAAGAGCUAACAAGAGUGAGAUACCAAGUUCCAGGAGCUGAGCUAGACGUAUCCCUGGAAGAACACAUGGCUCUCUUUUUUUAGUUAGGAAUUACUAUUUUCGAGUCCAACAUAUCUAUUAUCUUCCAAAAUCAUGUAAAAUCAUCCCUGCAUAUUCUGGGAUUUUGAUCCAUGUGAUUGACAGUUGUGUAAUGUGUAUUAUGGCAAAAUGCCAUUUAUAACUUAUUUUGGAGCAUUAUUUUAUUUAUUGGUGGAAAGGCAUGAAUUUUUUAUUUACUGAAUUCAGCUGUGCUAAAAACAUUGAGACUACAUACAUGAUAAUUUUAUUCAGAUUCUUCCUAAUCCUGUAAAUUUGCAGACUUGUUUCUUCAGGCAAUUUGGAAACUCAGUUGUUCGUGCAGAUUACUUGACACUGCGAAAGGGCUUCAUCAUGAAUCACAACCUGACAUCAAAAUAUGAUUUCCACAGCUGUAUGAUUUACUCUAUGGAAGAAGAAUUUCAAAGGAUAGUAGGUGUUAGGCAAGUGACGUUUUCCUUGAGCAUUUCUGAUUAUUUUCAUUGCCUUUGUAUUGCAAAAGCUUUGGAUAUAGCUAUGUCCAAUACAGCUGUAAUGUAUAUCCAAUACAGCUGUAAUGUAUAG